Messenger RNA from Astyanax mexicanus (Mexican tetra), 1335 nucleotides. It is a transcript of the gene xrcc4, whose product is annotated as X-ray repair complementing defective repair in Chinese hamster cells 4. The transcript has 8 exons. Gene Ontology annotation, molecular function: DNA binding. The coding region runs from base 109 to 1221 and encodes 370 amino acids. Gene Ontology annotation, cellular component: nucleus; DNA-dependent protein kinase-DNA ligase 4 complex; DNA ligase IV complex. The record is from RefSeq and is a predicted model, not a curated record. Gene Ontology annotation, biological process: response to X-ray; immunoglobulin V(D)J recombination; positive regulation of ligase activity. Lineage: Eukaryota; Metazoa; Chordata; Actinopteri; Characiformes; Acestrorhamphidae.
AAUGACGACACUACAGCGCGUCUCAUCUGCACAGAGUAAACAGAGAAAUCAAGCUGAGGCUAAUGCUAACACCCUGCUGACCCACAGGUGUGAACAGCCCUGUUAGUGAUGAAGGUUACUGUGCGUCAGAUUUCUGUUGACUCUAAACCUGAGAGCAGGUUGUUCCUGAAGCUGGAGUGGGACCGGGACCUGGGAGCGGGGUUCGUGGUGGUGCUGUGUGAUGGUGUCUCGGCGUGGAGUGGUGAAGUGUCGGAGGAGGAUGUGACGAGGGAGGCGAGGGAGAUGGAGAUGGAGAGGAAGAGGUAUGUUCAGGACCUGCAGCUGGUUCUGACCGGGGAGAACCAGACGACCCAGAACUACAGAUUCUGUCUUACACCCGAGAGACCCGGCACCCCUGUGCUCCAGCUGUCCUACGAGAAAAUGGAGAAUGAUAUUUCAUUCAGGCUUGGCAUGGUGGACCUGCUGCCUGUACCCGAGUCCACUGAGGUCAUCAGGGAGCUCAUCAGCUUCGGGCUUCAGAGGAACGCAUCUCUGAAGACCAAGAACCAGAACCUGCUGGAAGAGAACCGGAGAAUAAGAGACGAGCUGGAGCACAUCACAGCGCAGAUGGAGGGAUGUGUUCGGGAGAAGGAGGAGGUGGAGAGGGAUCUGUUCAGCCGUUUUGUUCUGGUUCUAAACGAGAAGAAGAAUAAACUCAGAGAUUUACAGCAGAGGAUCAAACAGCUGGAAGUGACUGUAGAGGAGGAGAAGCAGAGGUACACAGCCCGUCAAUCAUCUACUGUAACCAAUCACAAUCGUCCAUCACAGAACCCACAUAUCUACUUCUUAAAGCUGUUUUCUUCUUUCAGAAGGAAACGAGGAGUGGCUGGUGAUGAAAGAGAGCAGGCUGUGAAACUGGGAGGAGAGAGUGAUUAUGGGAGCACGACAGACGAGGAACAGCAGGAGGAUCCAGAAAACUCUGCCCUGAAAACUCCAGAUCAAGAAGCGUUGCCGGGUAACCCAAUGAAUGACAGCCUACAUGACAUCACAGACGUGGCACCCAGCCGCAAACGGCGACAGCGGCACCUCCAACAACCGCCGACCCAAAGCAAGAGACCCGCUCUGGAGCCGAGCCAGAACUCACGAGCUGAGUUGACUAAAGGACAUAAAGGGGAAGUGCUGGCUGGUGUUGGGGCGCCGGUGGUCUCUCCGAAUCCAGACGAUCUGUUUGAGGAUAUCUGACGCUGUUCCGCGCUGAAUUUGCAGAAAACUGUGAUUAAUAACUUUUAUAUAAAAUUUUAUAUAAAUAAUUAAAGGACUGUUUUUGUUAUAACAUGAAUAAAGCCCUUCCUGUGA